This is a messenger RNA of Glycine soja, 1525 nucleotides long. Its product is annotated as cytochrome b561 and DOMON domain-containing protein At3g25290-like. The coding region runs from base 100 to 1323 and encodes 407 amino acids. The transcript has 3 exons. The record is from RefSeq and is a predicted model, not a curated record. Lineage: Eukaryota; Viridiplantae; Streptophyta; Magnoliopsida; Fabales; Fabaceae.
GACGCAACUAGCUGUACUUUAGGAAACACCAUUCAGAAGAGAGAAAACCACUUCAUAAGAUCUCUCUAUGCAUCACAUUUUCCCACCAAAAGGAAACACAUGAAGAGACAACAAAAAAACAUGUCAUCUUCACUCAUCUUACCAUUAACCAUUUUGACAGUACUGUCUUUUCUCUCCUUGGCCAUUGGCCACCGUGCUCAACCCUGCAGUGAAGAAUUCCUCAAGCUAGCCCAACAAAAGAACCUCUCAGACUGCAAGACACUGCGCACUCUGGGGGCAGAGUUUGCUUGGUCCUACCACAAUGUCACGAAUAAAUCCAUAGAACUAGAAAUUAUGUUCUGUGCCACACUCCCCACCCCACAAGGGUGGAUGGCGUGGGGUGUGAACCCGGGAAAAAGGCCUGAGAUGAUUGGAACCAAAGCCAUCAUAGCCAUUAAACAUGGCGACGGAACGUGGAAAAUAGACACAUACAACGUCACUAAGGAGACCAGAAACGGUUGCAGCCUUCUUCCGUCGAAAAUCGCGUUUGUGACCAACAUGUCAGUUGAGCAAAAGGUCGCUAAUAGGAACACCAUGUAUGCUAGAUUGGUCCUUCCUUCUGAAGUGUACAACGUUACGAAGCUGAACCAUGUGUGGCAAGUUGGGUAUGACAUUGAAGAUGGACAUCCCCUUGGACAUCCAACCACUCUUCGGAACGUCGACAGCACAGAGGUCAUAGACUUGACUGACAACGGUCGCAGCACUGGACAGUACCGGAGUUAUCUUAGAUCGGUACAUGGAGUUCUGAACAUUAUUGGGUGGGGAACACUGUUGCCGAUUGGAAUUAUUACUGCAAGGUACUUUCGGGUGUUUCCUUUCAAAUGGGAGCCAAUGUGGUUUAACCUGCACAUUGGUUGCCAAUUAACUGGUUUUCUCGUUGGCAUCACUGGAUGGGCUAUUGGAUUAAGUCUCGGGCAUUCUUCUAGAUACUACACCUUCCACGCUCAUCGAAACUAUGGCAUUCUCAUUUUCACCCUUAGCACAGUCCAGAUGUUGGCUUUUCGCUUGAAGCCAAAGGUGACGGAUGAUUACCGGAAAUAUUGGAAUAUGUACCAUCAUUUUCUUGGUUAUGGGUUGCUGGCUAUCAUAUUCAUAAACAUAUUCAAAGGAAUUACCAUUUUGGAAGGGGGAGUUGCAUGGAAGUGGGGAUACAUUGGGAAUCUUGCUUUGUUGGGUACCAUCGCAUUUGGUUUGGAGGUUUUCACGUGGAUUCGCUUCUUCAUGUUGAAGCACAAGCAGGGACACAAAGCCAAUAAGAACCAACCAGAGCCAGAAGCAAAUUAAAAGUCACAUAAAUUGAUGAGUUGCUUAUAUAAAUAUAUGUAUCUCUAUGCAUCAGCAUUACAACACGCGUCGAAUAUAUUGCCUCAAUAAUGUGUUUUUUGAUUUUGAUACAAUAAUAUUAAAGUGACAUAAGUUGAGUAGCUUAUAUAAAUGUUAUCAAAGAAAUUCUUAAAGAAUGAAAAAAUAGAAUUUUUUUUUAUGA